Gasterosteus aculeatus aculeatus (three-spined stickleback) is the source of this 1688-nucleotide messenger RNA. It is a transcript of the gene grwd1, whose product is annotated as glutamate-rich WD repeat containing 1. Gene Ontology annotation, biological process: ribosome biogenesis. The record is from RefSeq and is a predicted model, not a curated record. NCBI's taxonomy places the organism in Eukaryota, Metazoa, Chordata, Actinopteri, Perciformes, Gasterosteidae. Gene Ontology annotation, molecular function: protein binding. Gene Ontology annotation, cellular component: nucleolus.
UACGGCAGCUGGGGAGCGCUGACAGUGCGUGCCGUUUAAACCACGUGACCGGAAGUAGGCGCGCGCGCGCUCUCUCUCUCUGCCUCUCUGACCCAAGAUGUCUGCGCCCGACGACGACACGUUUGCCGAGGAAGGAGGCGAGAUGGAGGAGCUGGCCGAGGCCGGCAGCGACGAGGACGAAGGAGUCGACAUGGAGGAGGAGGAAGGGGCGGCCGGGGAGGGAGGGAGGAAAGUCUACGUGCCCGGGAUCGAGCCGCUUCGGCCGGGAGAGCAGUUGGAGAUGGACCGCUCCGCCUACCGCAUGUACCACGAGUGUCAAACAGGUGCUCCGUGUCUGAGCUUCGACGUGCUGAGAGACGGAGGUGGAGAAAGCAGGGAGCAGUUCCCUCUGUCCAUGCUGCUGUGUGCGGGCACGCAGGCGGACACGGCGAUGAGCAACAGACUUCUUGUCAUACGUAUGCAUAACCUUCAUGGAACGGAGAAAGACAAAGAGGGUGAAGAAAGCAGUGAUGAGGAAAGCGAUGAAGACGAGGAGGAGGAUGGAGAUAAGAAGCCGCAGAUGGAGCUGGCCAUGAUGCCUCACUAUGGAGGGAUCAACAGAGUCCGAGCGACCCAACGUGGAGAGCAGUCAUUGGCUGCCGUCUGGUCAGACAAGGGGCAAGUAGAAAUAUUUGACCUCCAACCCCAGCUGGUAGCCGUGCACAGCUCUGCUGCUAUGGCCUCUUUCAUCAAACAGCAGAAGGAAGCCACCGCUCUCUUCAGCUUCUCCGGUCACAUGGCUGAAGGCUUCGCUGUGGAUUGGUCACCUACAGUACCCGGUCGUCUUGUCAGCGGAGACUGCAAAAAGAACAUCCAUGUGUGGGAGCCGCGAGAGGGAGGGACUUGGCAGAUUGACCAACGACCUUUCAGCUCCCACAGCAAGUCUGUCGAGGAUCUGCAGUGGUCGCCUACUGAAGCUACAGUUUUUGCAUCUUGUUCGGUGGAUCAGUCUAUUCGUGUCUGGGACAUCCGUGCCCCUCCCAACUCAAUGCUGUCAGCCGACGGCGCUCACUCGUCCGACAUCAACGUGAUCAGCUGGAACAGGAGCGAACCAUUCAUCCUGUCGGGAGGGGACGAUGGACUUCUGAAAGUAUGGGACCUUCGUCAGUUUAAGACUGGACGGCCCGUGGCCAAUUUCAAGCAGCACAGCGCGCCCAUCACGUCGGUGGAGUGGAGCCCCGUGGAUUCGAGCGUGUUCGCCGCCUCGGGGGCGGACGACGUGGUGAGCCAGUGGGAUCUGUCCGUGGAGUCGUGUGACGUGGGUGCCAGGGUGGAGGGGGUGAAGGACUUGCCCCCUCAGCUCCUCUUCCUACACCAGGGCCAGUCAGAGAUCAAGGAGAUCCACUGGCACCCGCAGAUGCCCGGUGUGAUGGUCUCCACGGCGCUGUCAGGAUUUAACGUGUUCAGGACAAUAUCUGUGUAGCAUGUGUGUAUGUGAGAGAUUUUUGCAUCGAUAUGAGUAGUAUAUAUUUAGUGAGUAAUGAGCAUUAGUCUCUAAUAUGUAAUAAUGUACAUAGCGCUGUGUGGGAAAUAAUCCUCCUUUUGGACGUUUCUUGGCCAACGCAGCCACCGUAUGGUGUUAUAAACUUUGCUUUAAGUGCAUUUGUAUGUUUAUCAUGCUUAAAAUAAAGUGUCAACUUCAGUAUGUU